CCCCCACAACUCAUCUCAUUUAUUCUCUCUCUCUCUCUCUCUGUAAACUCCCCCAAUCAAAGAUUCGUUUUCUACGCGACGCCCCGACCUCGACCUCGACCUCUCUCAAACCCUUCUUCACACCCCCCUCCUCUCUAAUUUUGUACGCAUCAUCAUCAUCAUCGUCUAUAUAUAAUUUUCUUGUAUUCCAAGUUUAUUCCUUGUUGCGAUUCUACUUGGAUCCCUUUAUUCUUUCUCCCUUCUCCGGAUCUCUCUAUGCUCAUACCAAACCUCUCCUUUUAAUCUCCCCCCUUAUUUGUUUCCCAAAAGCUCAUCCUCAAUCAUCACUCACUUCCUCUCACUAUGAUCCGCAAUACCCACCUUUUCCCCGACAAAAUGCAGCCUUGCCAAGACUACGUUCACGCCCUCGAAGAGGAGCGCCGGAAGAUUCAGGUCUUCCAGCGCGAGCUUCCUCUCUGCUUAGAGCUUGUAACUCAAGCGAUCGAGGCUUGCAAACAGCAGUUGUCAGGGACGACGACGGAGUACUUCCAUGGCCAAUCGGAAUGUUCUGGAGAUACGUCGAGUGAAGGUCCUGUUUUUGAAGAGUUUUUUCCCAUCAAGACAAGUUCAUCUCCUGAUGAAGACGAAGAAGAACAGUCUCAUAAAGAUGGCAAGAGCAAUGACAAAUCUUCAAAGAAGUCGGACUGGCUUAGAUCUGUUCAGCUUUGGAAUCAGACCCCAGAUCCACCCAUCAAAGAGGACUCUCCUAUAAAGGUCUCGGUUACGACAAACAGUGGCGGUGCUUUUCAUCCCUUCAAGAAAGAGAAAAGCGUGGGGACUAAACCAGCAGCCACCGCGUCGCCACCUUCUUCUACUCCGGCCGCGGCCGCAAGCUCAACCGCCGGCGGGUCUAAGAAAGAUGAGAAAGAAGGACAGUCUCAGAGGAAGGCGCGGCGCUGCUGGUCGCCGGAGUUGCAUCGCCGGUUCUUACAUGCCCUCCAGCAGCUCGGCGGCUCUCAUGUGGCAACGCCGAAGCAAAUCAGGGAGAUAAUGAAGGUGGAUGGGCUUAGUAAUGAUGAAGUGAAGAGCCAUUUACAGAAAUAUCGUUUGCAUGAAAGAAGACCAACUCCUCCUGUUCUCAACAACAGCAAUCCACAAGCACCACCGCAGUUUGUGGUUGUCGGAGGAAUCUGGGUGCCGCCGCCGCCGCCGGACUACGCAGCCGUAGCAACCGGAGAAGGGUCUAGAGCAGCCGGAGCUAAUGGGAUCUAUGCACCAAUAGCUUCAGCGCCACCACCUCUUCCACAGCCGGCGUCUUCUCGGACAAAAAGGCAAAGGCCCAGCCACAGCGACGACCGAACUCGUUCCAAUUCUCCGGCCACCUCUUGCUCUACUCAUAGUACAUGAAAAGUCUAAAGAGUGAUGUAGAAAUUUUGUAAUGAAAUUACCUUACAUGAAAAUCUUCUGUAAUCUUCGGUUCAGAUACUAAUUAGAGAUGACACGACAAUAAACUAAAGGAGAUAAUUUUGUGCGACGAAAGAAAAGCGUCUCAUCAACUCAAAAAUGAAUAUGAUUUUGCAUAAAUCUGACGGUGAUAGUCAAGUAUUUGGAGUUGAAUAACAAAAACGAUGAUUUGGGGGAAUUAGAAA
Diospyros lotus (date-plum) is the source of this 1628-nucleotide messenger RNA. RefSeq names its product transcription factor HHO3-like. The transcript has 5 exons. The record is from RefSeq and is a predicted model, not a curated record. Lineage: Eukaryota; Viridiplantae; Streptophyta; Magnoliopsida; Ericales; Ebenaceae. The coding region runs from base 343 to 1386 and encodes 347 amino acids. Gene Ontology annotation, molecular function: DNA-binding transcription factor activity; DNA binding. Gene Ontology annotation, biological process: regulation of DNA-templated transcription.